AUGUUUUCUAUAACAAGCAUGCCUUCAACAACAUCAGUUCUAUCAACCUACACCACAUUUUCUGCUGCAGCAAUGCUGAUCAGGACAGUGAUCAGUGAGGUCCAGACUAUGGUCGGCCAGUUCAUACCUCAAAAACUCCAGGACAAAAUCAUUGCCACACUUGCAGGCCUAUUCGGUAACCUUCCUAAUUCUCAAAUGACUCUUAUCAUUGAUGAAAACAAUGGCCUCUCUAUCAAUGAAGUUUACCAGGCUUCAGAACUCUACUUAAGCACAAGGAUCACUGCCUCAAUUGAUCAACUUAAGGUUUCCAAGUCCCCACGCCAAAACAACUUCUCUGUUACCAUAAACAAAGGCGAGAAGAUCACUGACGAGUUUGAAGGAAUACAGUUGAGGUGGGAAUUCUGUUGUUCUGAAACGAAACAGGCGAAUAUGGACUAUGAAAGCUAUUGCUCAUCAACAGAAGUAGUAGAGCAUAAGUCAAUUCAGCUCAGUUUCCACAAGCAAUACAGAGAAAAGGUAUUAGAAACUUACCUGCCAUAUGUAGUGCAAAGAUCAAAAGCAAUUAAAGAGGAAAAUAAGGUGGUGAGGCUGCAUGCACUUGGAAACUUUGGUGGAGAAUGUUCGAUCGGUCCCUGGGGUUCAGUCAUCUUUGAACAUCCAUCAACUUUUGACACAUUGGCAAUGGACCCAAUGCUGAAGAAAGAGUUGAUUGCUGACUUGGACAGGUUUGUGAAGCGAAAGGAAUUUUAUGGCAGAGUAGGCAAGGCAUGGAAACGAGGGUACUUGUUGUAUGGUCCUCCUGGCACUGGAAAGUCAAGCUUGAUUGCAGCCAUGGCUAAUUACCUCAAGUUUGAUAUCUAUGAUUUGGAGCUUACAUAUUUACACAGCAACUCUGAGCUUAGGAGACUGUUAGUCUCCACCGCAAAUCGAUCAAUCAUAGUGAUUGAGGAUAUUGACUGCAGCAUUGAAUUGAAGGACAGACAAGUUAGAGGAACCAACCCCAGUGACAGCCAGUUGACACUAUCCGGAUUGCUCAAUUUCAUUGAUGGUUUAUGGUCAAGCUGUGGAGAUGAGAGGAUAAUUGUGUUUACCACCAACUACAAGGACAAGCUAGAUCCUGCAUUGGUGAGACCAGGCCGAAUGGAUAUGCAUGUUCACAUGUCCUACUGCACACCGUGUGGAUUCAAGACCCUUGCUCAUAACUACCUUAAAGUAAAAACUCAUCAUCUCUUCAAUGAAAUUGAAACAUUCAUAAAGGAGGUUGAUACGACUCCAGCAGAGAUUGCAGAAGAACUCAUGAAAAGUGAAGACACCGAUGUAGCGCUGGAAGGACUCAUUGCAUUCCUGAGGAAGAAGAAAGAGAUGAACUGCAAUGCUGAAGCCAAUGUUGAAGAAACAAUAGAAAAUAAUGAACUAAAGGAAGAAUGAGGUAACAACAUAUAGAGAGAAAUGGAACGUACCUUGCUAGGCAGUUUGCUUCAUAAAAUCAAUUUGCAUCAGUUGAAUAAUGUGUAUUUCAAUUCUGCCAAUAUUAAUUUGCAGUUACAACUUUUCAAUUGUUGUGCAUGACUUAGUCCCUAAAAGCAAUUAUAUAC
Molecule: messenger RNA, 1595 nt
Organism: Rosa chinensis
Lineage: Eukaryota; Viridiplantae; Streptophyta; Magnoliopsida; Rosales; Rosaceae
Product: AAA-ATPase At3g50940
Exons: 2
Coding region: 1-1428 (475 amino acids)
Molecular function (GO): ATP hydrolysis activity; ATP binding
Source: RefSeq, a predicted model, not a curated record